AUGCUGGUCCGAGAUGGGUUUCCCGACUUGAAAAUCUCUUUGUCGGAAGGAAUGAAAAUAGACAACGGGGAGAGAAAACGAGCCCUACUCCUUCACUAUGCCGGAGAAACGGUAUAUGAUAUUUAUGAGGCCGAAAAGAAAAACUCAGAACCUACUUACGAAGCUACGAAGGGUAUCCUAAAGAAGUAUUUUGAACCAAAGAAAAACACUCAGAUGGAAAUCUACAAGUUCAGGACAUACAAACAGAACGAAGGUCAGUCUCUAGAUGAAUUUGUAACUGAACUCAGAAAGCUCGCAAAAACUUGUGAAUUCCAGAAUGUUGAUAAGGAAAUUUUAUCCCAAGUUAUCCAAAAUUGCCGUUCGAAUCGCCUCCGUCGUAGAGCUUUGAGAGAACCAGAUAAAUCAUUAGAUGACAUACUAACUCUGGGUAGAACACUCGAAAUUGCUGACUCUCAAGCAACAGAAAUGGAAAGGGAAAGCGUAAAUAAAGUGAAAGCAAAAACAGAACACAGGAUGUCAACAAGAAGUGAAACUGGCUACAAAAAGAAAUGGUCUACAUCUGAGAGACAACAGAAAACACAGAAUCAUCCAGUCAUGUGCAGGAACUGUGGUGGCGAAUUUCCGCACAAACAGAAACCUUGCCCUGCCAAAGGAAAAAAAUGUAAUUCAUGUCACAAGCUAAACCACUUUGCAAAAGUAUGUCGCAGUCAACGCUUCAGGAAGUCAAAUCCAGAAAGGCGAGUGUACGAGGUCCAGGAUUUCGAGGAACAUAAACACUGCACAGAUGAACCAAGCUCAGAUGAAGAAUACACAUACAGUAUACAAGAACAAGUAAGGUCAGUACGCAAGACUCCUAUGACAUCACUAAAGAUCAAUAAGAGACACUGCAAACUAAUGAUUGAUACUGGUGCGACAGUAAACGUGUUGGAUGAAACGACAUACAAGUACCUAGGUUGCCCCAAGUUAAAAAGGGACAAAACAAAACUAGUGCCAUAUGGUGGAGGAAGCCAACUUGAAGUUCUGGGAAAUUGUGAGCUGGAGGUGGAAACGAGAAACAAAUUUGAAAUUUUCCAGUUUCAUGUUGUUAAAGGAAGUCACAGUGCUUUGCUUGGAUAUACAACAGCACCUCAGUUGGAACUUGUCCAUGUUGUUAGUCAGACCACACAGCCAAAGUUAGAAGUGAGAUACCCAGAAGUAUUCAAAAAUAAGAUUGGAAGGUAUAAUGGAAAGCCAGUCAAGCUCCACAUUAACUUGGAUGUUAAACCUGUUGCUCAGAGAAGCAGGAGGACUCCUUUUCAUCUGAGACCCAAAGUUGAGAAAGAAAUUCAAGCCCUGCUGGAACAAGACAUCAUCGAGAAAGUUGGAAACACCCCAACGCCAUGGGUUUCGCCAAUAGUUACACCACCUAAAAAAGAUCCUAACGAAAUUCGACUCUGCAUCGACAUGCGUGAAGCGAACAAAGCCAUAGUAAGAGAAAGACAAUGCCAUAGUAAGAGAAAGACGUGCUACCAACAGUUGAAGAACUUAUCCAUGAACUUAAUGGCGCAGCAAUCUUCAGCAAACUUGACCUUAAAUCUGGAUACCACCAGUUGGAACUUGAAGAACAGUGAACAUGACAGCGCACUUGAAGCAACACUACAGGCACUUCAGAAAAGUGGACUUACAGUCAACAGUAACAAGUGUGAACUCAACAAGGACAAAAUCACAUUCUUCGGUAUUGUAUUUUCCAAAGAUGGAAUAUCUCCAGAUCCUAGAAAGGUGAAAGCAGUGAAGGAAUCAAUACCCCCGACAAAUGUAGCAGAGUUACGCAGCUUCUUAGGGAUGACGAACUACUCAUCUCGUUUCAUACCACACUAUGCUACUAUUACUGAACCGCUUCGCAGUCUUACUCGUCAAUCAUCAGACUGGAAAUGGGACUGCAAGCAGCAGAACGCCUUUGACAAGUUGAAGGAAGAACUGUCGAGUGAAACUGUAAUGACUUAUUCCAACCCAUCAAGUGAAAUCAAUGUGCAUGUUGAUGCUAGCCCUAUCGGACUAGGAGCUAUCAUGACUCAGAAACAGAAAUCCAUUGCAUAUGCGAGCAGAGCCGCAAGGCCGUAA
Messenger RNA from Saccostrea cuccullata (small rock oyster), 2100 nucleotides. RefSeq lists its product as uncharacterized. Gene Ontology annotation, molecular function: aspartic-type endopeptidase activity. The coding region runs from base 1 to 2100 and encodes 699 amino acids. Gene Ontology annotation, biological process: proteolysis. The record is from RefSeq and is a predicted model, not a curated record. The transcript has 2 exons. NCBI's taxonomy places the organism in Eukaryota, Metazoa, Mollusca, Bivalvia, Ostreida, Ostreidae.